GUACUGAGUUUUCUGUCAGAGGGUUUGGACAUCACUUCACAAUAUCUCCAUAGACUGUAUGAACUGAUCUGAUUUGUCUUACACUGUGUUUGCCGCAGAUAAAAAUGACUAAGGGACGAUCAAUAUGCAUGUCGUAAGCAUGGAAUUUAUUGCAUCAUACAUAUUGGCUUUAGGCAAUUGAUGCUGUUUACUCUCAUUCAUACCACUUUAACUCCAUAUGAAGCAUUUCUCACAAAAACGUUGGAGUUUUAAUUCAUUUCCGUCAUCACUAUGCAACUAGAUGGGAUGGACUCACUUAUUAGUUGCUACGUUGACUCACUUCAGAUCCUUCCUUUGGAAAUACAGUCCAGAAUAACCGCAUACCUUCAGUCAGAUCUACAACAACGUCACUUACUAGCGCUAGCUAGGCGCACUGUGGAUGAAAUGCAAAAGUCCAUGGAGCAUAGUACCAAAAGGAAGAAUUUGGACCAACUCAUAUAUGUUUUAGUUGCGAUCCAAAACAUAUGCGACCGUCGAAUCAAUGAUCUGGAUGAAAUAUAAUUUGUAAUGAAAAUAAGAAACUAAAGCCAUAGGUAGAACGCUUUUUGGGAACGUCCAACUAGUCGUUAGCUACUCCCUAUCCACCCACAAAUCGGAUGUUAUUAAAAGUCAUUAUCAAAGUAAUCAACCAAUGUUGAAAAAAACACCAAGUACCAUAACUAUGCACAACAUCCCAAACUCAGAAUUAACACAAUACUAACCGCCUCCAAAAUGGACUAUAUUUGUUACUAGGGGACGUUCAAUGUAAUGGGACACCAAGAUACUCAUCACUUGAAGGACAGUUGUGGAAAAACAGUAAAAGACAAAAUUUAGAUUCAGUACGCGAUUAGGAAGUGUUGAAGAAUACAGUUCACAACCAAUAUACAUUCUGCUCAAUACGAAGUUAGAUGAAGUAAUUGAAACCCAUUCUUUAAAGCUGAUGAAUGCUAAAAUGAAAGUUGAUACAAUCGAUCCUCAACGUACUCGUUCAAAUACGGAAAAUGUCCCUGAAAGUGAAGUCGAUACCAGUGAUCUAGAAGUGUCUAAUCCCCAAUACAAUUGCAAUUUACUACGGCGCAACUUAUCUCAGGAAUCAAGUUUCGAUAAGUGCACUAGCUACUCUAUACCAAACACACGAUGUAGUGAUGUAAGCAUACGAGGUAAAGAACGCUUCCCAUUACGUGCUGUUAGCACUAAUAGUCGAACUGCAUCACGUCGAUCACUGAAUAAAUGGGUUCCCGGCGUUCAUCGCUUCAAGCCUACUAAUUCAAUGGGCAAUAGAAAUGCCAACAACUCUUUAAAGUCCAAAGGUGAUGCUAACAAUAAGUCAACAAAUAGGACUUCAGUGGAACUCAAACAACAUAAAGUGGGUGUAACAUAUACUCGUUACUCUCGAAGUCAACAACAGAGAUUCAAAAGUCAUCGUGUAUUGCCAAGAUCACUUCACCCGAACCGUGCAAGACCUCAGUACUUAGAGUACGCUAUGCUGAGACAUGGUUCUCGGAAGAGAAGAAAUACGGUGUCGAAAUAUACUAAUCCCGACUCUUCUCGAAAUUGUGAGGAAACAAAUCUCGUAGGUAGUGUGAAGCGACGACAUGAACAAAGCCAUCCUAGCUUUUACAAAAACGACAAUUGUUUUGGUUCAUCUAGUAAAUCAAUAAGUGAUUUAAAUAUUGAAGAUAAAACAGAAGAGAGUGAUGUAUAUACCCUACUUAGUUUAAAGAGCCCAAAAAGGUUGGGAGAUAGGUCAUCUGAUUGGAAUAGCAGUUAUAAUGAAAAUGAAAAUGCGGCUGAUGUAGAUUGUAGUGACAGCAAUGGUCAUACCACAUAUGACAUGGGAUGUGAUCAAAACUGUUCUUCGCAGGAAACACAAGUCAUCAGAACACUAACUAAUCAACUAACAAACGCUCAAAGUGGUGAACCAAGUCGUCAAAAGAUGUAUAGACUCCGACGAGCUAGUAACAAUGUACAGUCAACACAAUCGUAUCACAGACCCAAUUCAUCUUUCCCACCUGCAUCACCAGAACAUGGAUCUAAUCGCAAUUGUUUAACAUCUCAGAGUCUUAGCCACGGCAACGCUAGGCGAGGAUGUCGAAGUAAUAACACCGUACGUCACAAAAUGGAUCUUCAAGUAAACACACGGUCUCCUCCAGGAAAUUCAUUUAAGUAUGGAUCACAUGCUGAUGAUAUGAAUGCAUUUCGACACAAAGUAAUAUCGGAAAACAGCCCUAGUCAUAGUAUGAGUGAAGCAAGCGUCAGCCCAGAUGAGCGUCUGUAUUGUAUAUGCCAAAAAGUAUCAUUUGGCGAUAUGAUAGCUUGCGACAACAAGUUCUGUGAGGUUGAAUGGUUUCACUUCUCAUGUGUAGAUGUCCGGGUUCAACCUAAGGGUAAAUGGUAUUGCCCUUACUGUCGAGGAGAGUCUUCGAAAAUAAAAAGAUCCGAUAUCUAGUGUCGUUUUCAUCCCCCCUUAGAAUCCAUUAUACAAAUAAGGAUUUUGCAAAAGCCAAGUCGUGGAGGUAAUGCAUAAUUAUUAUUGUUUCUUCAAGUAAUAUUAAAAAUUGACUUUCCCCAAACCUUCUAUAACUUUCCUGGUUUCCAGUAAUUUUGAACGAGCUUUUUGGUAUGCUUCUGAAUAUUGAAUAAGGACGUAUAUUAAAGUAUAACCUACUUAUUAUCGUUGAAACAUCCAUGUGUGCAAGUGCUAUCCUGUAAAAACAUUCUUUAUUAAUCUUCAAAUAGAGACUACCUACCUUCUUUGCUUCUCAUCACCCGUUGUUGGACAUCUGCUCAUGGUCCUGUAUAGAUUGGACCUGCAUGUAAAAAAAACUUAGUUUCACUUCUCACGACAAAACUGCUUUUUAUUCUGCACAAAUUUAUUAUUGUUACCUACCAUUUAGUAUAAUUUCUGAAUAGAAAAUAUCUUCAUUCU
This is a messenger RNA of Schistosoma bovis, 2947 nucleotides long. NCBI's taxonomy places the organism in Eukaryota, Metazoa, Platyhelminthes, Trematoda, Strigeidida, Schistosomatidae. The record is from the annotation of a GenBank genome assembly.